AUGGCGUUCUCGAAUAGUAUUUUCUCUGCAACUCAUUUUUCAUCUUCCUUCACUUGUACUCCUCCUUCUUCUGCGAUCAGCAGGCAGACUCGUUUUCCCGCUCAAAUUACUUCUCCAGAUCUAUCGCCUGCUUUGUUCGAUGAUCGCCGGAAGUUCGUCGAAGGCGUAAUGUCUCUCUCGACGAUGAGUAUAAGAAACCGUGUAUAUGCUUCGAUUAACAGCACUGACGCCACUCCAUCUUAUCCGAAAUCGGAAGAUGAUGACGACCGUGUUCCAAUGCCAAUGGUUUUGAUUGACCAGGAUGCUGACCCUGAAGCCACUAUCGUACAGCUCAGUUUUGGAGAUCGUCUUGGGGCCCUCAUUGACACUAUGAGGGCGCUGAAAGAUUUGGGAUUGGAUGUAGUAAAAGGAACUGUCUCAACUGAAGGAUCCGUGAAACAGACGAGGUUUUCUAUAACAAAACUAGACACCGGUCGGAAAGUGGAAGAUCCUGACUCGUUGGAGCAAAUUCGGUUAACAAUCAUCAACAAUCUCUUGAAAUACCAUCCGGAAUGCAGCGAGCAACUUGCAAUGGGUGAGACAUUUGGAAUAAAGGCUCCGGAAAAGAAGAUCGAUGUGGAUAUCUCGACUCACAUACAUGUGAAAGAAGACGGACCAAAAAGGAGCCUGCUUUGCAUAGAGACAGCGGACAGGCCAGGUCUGGUUGUAGAGAUGAUCAAAGUGAUGGCAGAUAUCAACAUUGAUGUAGAAUCCGCAGAGAUUGACACAGAAGGACUGGUUGCGAAAGACAAGUUUCACGUGAGCUACCAAGGACAAGCACUGAACAAUUCCUUGUCACAGGUGUUGGUGAACUGUCUGCGUUACUUCCUGAGAAGGCCUGAAACUGACAUUGACAGCUAUUAA
Molecule: messenger RNA, 903 nt
Organism: Microthlaspi erraticum
Lineage: Eukaryota; Viridiplantae; Streptophyta; Magnoliopsida; Brassicales; Brassicaceae
Source: the annotation of a GenBank genome assembly